UUACCCCGCUUAAUAUGGCAGAAAGAUGAAGACGUUAACGGAUUGCUGCCAACGAAUGCUUCAUCUGAACAGGAAACUAUGCUAGUCGAAUCGAUGGUUGCCACCGGUCUCCUUCAAAUCAACAGCUUAUCAAACGCAAACGGCCGCCUUCUAGACCUGGCAUUCGUCAGCGAUCCUAGCGUAGUUGAACUAAUCGUGCCUCCAUCUGCCCUACUUAGAAUCGAUAGUCACCACAUGCCGUUUGUUCUUCGUAUUGAUGUCAACGACAACUUCCUGCUACCUCCUGGGAACACAAUUGAAACCGACGACUUUGAUUUUCGACGCUGCAACUUUGCAGAACUUAAUAGAGCUGUAUCUACUAUCGACUGGGCUUCGUUGUUUCUCGGUAAGGAUACCGACGAGACGACGAUUCACGAGACACUCCUACAAGCACGCUUGGUGGUCAUCCGAGCUGCAGCACCUUCGUAACGCUGUCCGCAAAUCCCGUAAACGUUAUUUUAAAGAACGAACGGAUGCAAAUCGUCACAAUCUUCGCAUAAUUGAGACUCAGUAUCACGAACUUCAAACCGCAUCAUUUCAAAAUUACAUCGCCCACCUGGAGACGACUGCGAAGCGAAACCCCUCCUAUUUUUGGACGUUUAUUCGCAAUCGGAAGCACUCAAAUCGAUUCCCAGCCGAGAUGACUUUCAACGGUAAUAGUGCUGAUUCCCCGGUAGGAAUAGCAAAUCUGUU
This is a messenger RNA of Toxorhynchites rutilus septentrionalis, 732 nucleotides long. RefSeq lists its product as uncharacterized. Lineage: Eukaryota; Metazoa; Arthropoda; Insecta; Diptera; Culicidae. Bases 79 to 468 code for a protein of 129 amino acids. The record is from RefSeq and is a predicted model, not a curated record. The transcript has 2 exons.